AUGAGGAAAGAGUGGGAAAAUCGCUUUCAGAAAUGUAGAAGCCAGAGAGCUGGUCAUGCAAAGACCCAGGAAGGGACCACUGUUGAGGGAGAGCAAAAUGUCAAAGAGCUACCCAAGAUCCCCAGUGCCAGCUAUCCCUUGAUAGCUCAAGAUUUCCCAUACCACAAAGAGGACCUCUGUACUGCAAUGCCUUUGGGGAUAUGGACGGCAUUCUACAAAUCAGACCCACGCAUCGCCCUUGGAAAAUACUCCCCAAUGGAACAAGAGAUCCUACAUCUCGGUGGUGUUCACACCAUAGCAGCGAGAAGAUUUUUGGCUGACAAACACCAAAAGGAAUGGCGGAUGCUGAGGGAACUACAGGCCCUGUCUCCAGACUACAAAAGGGCCACACAAUGUAGAAGGCAGCCCUCUUCUCCCUGUGCUGUGUGUGGACCACCGGAAAAAAUAUGGACAGCGAAGGUGUCUGUGCCCAUAGAGGAGUUUAAAACACCCCGCCGAGAGGUGAUUGACAUUAAGAAACACGUAAAAAGGAUGCAGCUGGCGCGAGCGCUGAGAGAUAAGCAGUUUUCUCCAUACCUCGAAAGGUUCAGGAGUGCCACGUUGCUGUCCGGAGCAGAGCCGGCUUCCACAGGGACAGACAGGUCCAGCGAAGAGGGAGACAACAAUGACAAAGCCAGUCAGAGAGAGAAAGGGGAGGCCGAGUUCAAACCGACAGAAACACGAGAAAUUAUAAUGAACGUGGUUUUCAAGUCGGAAGAACCUAAGAAGUGUUUGGUCUGCCAUCGAAAUGACCGGAAAACCUUCCUCCCAGCGAAGAGACAGGAGCGACGCAUCACAGGCCUGACAAACAGGAACCUCUUCCCUAUCGCUGGUUUCCCUGGAGACCUGAUGCUCAUGCACCAGGAUUUUAUAUCAAGGGGAAUCCACCCCAAUGACGCCAUUAAGAUCUACUGGCUGCCAGAAGAGGAGACCUGCAAAGCACACAAGAAUGGGGCUGCUUGCUGCCCGUAUUGA
Acomys russatus (golden spiny mouse) is the source of this 1014-nucleotide messenger RNA. RefSeq names its product chromosome 5 C10orf120 homolog (gene C5H10orf120). The record is from RefSeq and is a predicted model, not a curated record. The transcript is spliced from 3 exons. Lineage: Eukaryota; Metazoa; Chordata; Mammalia; Rodentia; Muridae. Bases 1 to 1014 code for a protein of 337 amino acids.